Molecule: messenger RNA, 1126 nt
Organism: Anguilla anguilla (European eel)
Lineage: Eukaryota; Metazoa; Chordata; Actinopteri; Anguilliformes; Anguillidae
Product: glutathione S-transferase A-like
Exons: 6
Coding region: 162-842 (226 amino acids)
Cellular component (GO): cytoplasm
Molecular function (GO): glutathione transferase activity; glutathione binding
Source: RefSeq, a predicted model, not a curated record
GCUUCCUCUGCUUUAGGGAGCGGGUGUGUGAGUGCGUGGGAGCCGCUAGAUCUUGUUCGGAGGUAAACAUUAAAACUCAAGCUCCACAUUAACACGCAGAAUAUCUGUGCAGAGCUCUCAGCGACCUCCGUUUGACCGAAAUUCGCAUUCAGAGUUCAGCCAUGGCGAAAAACAUUACCCUGUACUGGGGCUCCGGCUCGCCCCCGUGCUGGCGCGUUAUGAUCGCCCUGGAAGAGAAGGGUUUGCAAGGAUACAACGGCAAACUUCUCUCCUUCGAGAAGCAGGAGCACAAGUCCAAAGAAGUCAUGGACAUCAACCCGCGGGGACAGCUGCCCGCCUUCAAGCACGGAAACAACGUAGUGAACGAGUCUUACGCUGCGUGCCUGUACCUGGAGAGCCAGUUCCGAUCACAGGGAACGCCGCUGCUGUUGGGCGGUGCGGAGGAGCAGGCUCGGAUGUACCAGCGCAUGUUUGAGGCCCAGACUCUCCUGCAGAAACUCAGUGAUGUCAUCUACUACACAUGGCGUGUUCCUGAGGCAGAGAGGCAUGAUUCUGCAGUGCAGAGGAACAAAGAGGCUCUGACUACAGAACUGAAGCUGUGGGAACAAUGUCUGCAACAGGUAGGGGAGGGUUCGUUCUUGGCCGGGAAGUCCUUCUCAUUGGCUGACGUCAUUGUCUUCCCUGUCAUCGCCUACGCAGUACGCUUUGGGCUGUCUCUGGAGAGGUACCCCCGCCUGGGGCAGUACUACUCCCUGCUGAAGGACCGCCCCAGCAUCAAGGCCUCCUGGCCCCCCCACUGGCUGGAGAACCCCCAGGGCAUGGACACUCUGAAGGAUCUCUGAGCCGCCGUCUGCCAGUCUGCCCGUCCCUCUGUCUGCCCGCCUGCCCGUCCCUCUGUCUGCCCGCCUGUUCGUAGCCGUAUAGAAUGCAGCGUGAAGUGCAUCUCUCUGCAGCCGUAACGAGCCCUACCCGUGCCCAACCCUAACCCUAAACUCACCAUGCGCUCAGUACCUGCACACAGGGUCUUAACAAUGAGUGCUAGGCCUACACCUGUGUGCUGUUUAGUGUGUCCAAUGUACAGCAUAAAUGUUCUGAGUAAACUGCUUCAAUAAAAAAGAUAAUUGUC